AUGACCUCCCCGAACCGUUUGCGAGAAGACGUCCUGGCUUGGCUCAAUACUCUCUCGCCUUGUCCGGAUCCGCCCUCCUUCGCACAUCGCACAUCGAGCAGCGGCAUUAAUUCCAGCAAACGCCGACAUACCGAAUCGGACGUUUUGCAGCCCUCUCCGAAAAGGCCCUGCCGCCUCGCCCCUCCGGCGUCACCGACCAUGUCCGUCUCGCCGACGAAACGAUCGUACGAUACCCACGACUCCUCGAGCAUCGCCUCCGGCUCUGUCUCCCCGAAGAAGCUGGCCCGUAACUGGGCUGUGAGAACCGCUUCUGCACGGCAGUUCACCAUUAGGGAGGACAUCCCAGCCUCGCUCCAAAAGACUAUACAGGCCUCGGUUGAGACCGCCCAGACAUCGAACCCAGAGUACGAGCAGGAUGUUUUCGAAAGCUUCUUCUACGAGCAAGCGACGCAGGGCGCAUAUGGCUCGCGCACCAUACUCGGCCCCACACCCUCCGUUGCCGCCGUGCUGGACAUCAUGGAUCGAGGCAUCAGCUGCCGUGACGAACAGAUGGACGAAGCCGGAUGGAAUCAAAUUGUUCAUAGCCGCAUUCUCGAACUCGCCUUCACCGGCUUGUGGUCCAAGAACGACGACAUAAUUGCGUUUGCUCCAUGCACGUCCGCUAAGAUGUUACCCGACUAUGCCGAUCCUGUGAGCCGCAAGGUCGACUUUUGCGCGUGCAUCCGUCCCGACGCAUUGGCAACCAUCGCCAUCCAGUCUAUUCGUGACCAAGAUGCAUUGGCCAACCAAUCCAUCAAUCACACCGAUUUUCCACCACUCCAGGCCCGGCCGAUCGCUCUUUCCAUCGAGACUAAGAUUCACGGUGAGGGGAUGAACAAUGCCGAGACCCAGUUGGUUACAUGGCAUGCUGCGCAGUGGCAGUCGUUGGACCGGCUGGUGGGACGGGCUGAACCCACGAUGCAGCUACCAGACUUUCGGCCAGGGAUAAUCAUCCAAGGACACGAAUGGUUCUUUGUGGCGAGCACAAAACGGGGCGAUCAAGUGACAUUGUGGACCAGCCAACACAUUGGCUCUACGGCCAAGGCCACGGGUGUGUAUCACAUCGUAUGCGUGCUGCAAUACUUGAAGCGGUGGAUCGAGAACACGUACUGGCCUUGGUCCAAGCAGGCCGUCCUAAGGCUUUCGGACGAGACUUCAACUACUGGACUAGUCGCUUGCCUAUGA
This is a messenger RNA of Colletotrichum orchidophilum, 1224 nucleotides long. RefSeq lists its product as uncharacterized. The transcript is spliced from 5 exons. The coding region runs from base 1 to 1224 and encodes 407 amino acids. Lineage: Eukaryota; Fungi; Ascomycota; Sordariomycetes; Glomerellales; Glomerellaceae. The record is from RefSeq and is a predicted model, not a curated record.